CUUCCGGUUUAAGCCGUCGCGUUUGUAGCGUUGUGGAUCGACAUAUUUUAUAUUUUAUGUGUCGUUACUUGUUACAGUAAACGAAAAGGAUCCCAUAUUUCCUUUCAGAUGGAUAUACUUAAAGCUGAGAUCGCAAGAAAGAGGAAACUGCUCGAAGAAAAAAAUCUUGUUGACGACUCCAAAAAAUUCUUUAAAAGGGCCGAUCUUGCUCAGAAGGAAAAAGAAGAUUACUUCAGAAGAUGUGGAUACAAGGUUCAGAGAGAGACUCCUGAGAGCCAGACUGAGCAGAAAGAGGAAGAUGAGCCAUCCACCUCAACUAAUCCAGUCUUAGAACUGGAGCUCACAGAAGAGAAGCUGCCAAUGACACUUUCACGACAGGAGGUUAUUCGACGGCUUAGAGAGCGAGGCGAACCAAUCCGAUUGUUUGGAGAGUCCGAUUAUGACGCCUUCCAGAGACUCAGGAAAAUUGAGAUUCUGGCCCCAGAAGUAAACAAGGGUCUGAGGAAUGAUCUGAAAGCAGCCAUGGACAAGAUUGACCAGCAGUACCUGAAUGAGCUUGUUGGAGGAACAGAGUCAGGGGAACUGGACACGCAACACGACUUAAAAGUGCACGAAGAAAACACCACAAUAGAAGAACUUGAGGCCCUAGGCUCUUGGAAAACUCUUGGCACAGGGGAUGAUGACGGAGACCAGGAUGUUAUCGCCAAAUUUUUGAGGUUUCUUCUUGGUGUUUGGGCCAAAGAUCUGAACAGCCGAGAAGACCACGUGAAGCGCAGCGUUCAGGGCAAGCUGGCCAGUGCAACACACUCGCAGACUGAGUCUUACCUCAAGCCUCUCUUCAGGAAACUCAGAAAGAAGAGUUUACCAGCUGACAUCAAAGAAUCAAUCACAGACAUCAUAAAAUUCAUGCUGGAGAGAGAAUAUGUCAAGGCAAAUGAUGCAUAUCUACAGAUGGCCAUUGGUAACGCUCCCUGGCCGAUUGGUGUGACUAUGGUCGGUAUCCAUGCCCGUACUGGACGAGAAAAGAUCUUCUCCAAGCAUGUGGCCCACGUUCUUAAUGAUGAGACACAGAGAAAAUACAUUCAGGGACUAAAGAGGCUAAUGACUAUCUGCCAGAAACACUUCUCUACUGAUCCAUCAAAGUGUGUGGAGUACAAUGCUCUUUAACUUGUUAUUUAAGGCUGCCUAUUUGUUGUAUCACAGUUCAGUGUUGGAAUUUUUUACACUGAACAAGUUAGGGGUUCUGUUGAUGGAAUUUUGGUUGUGGCAUAAUCUUCUUUAGUAAGGGAUUACUCUGGAAAAAUGUACAACUUAACCAAGACUGAGUUACGUACGGUCAGAAUUAUGCCAACUUUUAAGAACUUGUACCAGUGGAUCUCCUGUCCUUCCUUGUGAACUACUGGGAAAACCUAGAAUGUCAUUGUGACAGUGAACGUAAAUUUAUGUGGGUGAAGUCUAAUUUGCAGGAAACAUUAAAGUUAAGGUCAACAAAUUAUUUUCAUGCUAUGACAAGCAGUGUAAGUUUUAUUACAUCUGAGAUGAUAUGCAGCUUGCUGUAACUAUUGCAGAUUCUUUUCUAUGUACAUGCUAUAAGAACACAAUAAAAACAAUCACUGUGUCAUCAU
Archocentrus centrarchus (flier cichlid) is the source of this 1625-nucleotide messenger RNA. It is a transcript of the gene prpf18, whose product is annotated as PRP18 pre-mRNA processing factor 18 homolog (yeast). The transcript is spliced from 11 exons. Gene Ontology annotation, biological process: generation of catalytic spliceosome for second transesterification step; RNA splicing. The record is from RefSeq and is a predicted model, not a curated record. Lineage: Eukaryota; Metazoa; Chordata; Actinopteri; Cichliformes; Cichlidae. Gene Ontology annotation, cellular component: U4/U6 x U5 tri-snRNP complex; U2-type post-spliceosomal complex; U5 snRNP. The coding region runs from base 109 to 1167 and encodes 352 amino acids.